Messenger RNA from Morchella sextelata, 615 nucleotides. RefSeq lists its product as uncharacterized. NCBI's taxonomy places the organism in Eukaryota, Fungi, Ascomycota, Pezizomycetes, Pezizales, Morchellaceae. The coding region runs from base 1 to 615 and encodes 204 amino acids. The transcript has 12 exons. The record is from RefSeq and is a predicted model, not a curated record.
AUGAGAAAGCCAGAGCAGGGGUCAGGGUUUAUCGAGGCCUGCAUACGGAGCGCGAGUCAAAGCAACAGCGUUGGAAUUAAAGCGGCCCCAGACAUUUGCCCACAGGUCACAACUUUAAAUGACACCGAAAUAACGGACAGGAUUUGCAGGUUCGAAACUCUCAAAGUUUCUCUGCAUCGGUAUCUGUGCGACAUACCAAGUGACAAUGGUAUGCACAUAAUGAGCACACAACCGAGAUCGGACUCCACAAUCCAUCUUUCCACGUGUAUCGUUGCCUCUUUUACACCAUACUGGCCCAAUCGAGAUUUGUCCCAAUCUCAAGUAAAACAACGGAACCCAGGAACAAUGCAGCUACAAAAAAUGCGGGCUUCGGUACAGGGUUAUGUAGGAACGAAUUCAAGAGUAGCAAGCUCACCGGCCGCAAAUAAACGAACAGAUAUCGGAAAAACUGGAAGCGAAGAGAAUAUGACAGAACAGAGUAGAUUGGGAAGAACACUACGAAUGAAAAGCCAGGAGAAUAAGAUGUCCAAAAACCACAAGAAAAAGAAAAAGAAAACUCUCUCCCCUCCUCUCACUCUCCUUGUCCCUCCCCACCGAUACUCCCACAGUCGAUAA